UCACAGUGAUGUGAACAAUGGACUGGGUUCUGACCAAAAGUCAGACACUGAGUCAGUUUUCUCCCUUCUUGGCAAGGUGCUGUCUGAACGUUGUCCAGUUUUGCUUUAUUUCUGCAGUGGGCAGGAAUGUAGACACCCAUUUGCCGCUUAGCCAGUCCACUGUCCCUCUGUGGAUCAGUGAACAAUGUUGAAAUUUCUUCUAGCACAAGUCAGGAGAUUCCCCUGGGUCACCAAUGUUGUGUGGUACAGCUGCAUCUUCACAGCGGGAGACCUGGCCCAGCAGAAGCUGCUGAAGAAGGAAAAGGUUGACUUGAAACAGACUCGGAACGUCGCCCUCCUGGCCUUCAGUUUCCAUGGCAACCUCUUCUAUAUGUGGCUGAAGCUGAUGGAGCACAUGUUCCCUGGAACGGCACCAAGCAACGUCCUGCGGAAAGUGGUGUGUGACCAACUGGUAGUAACUCCCACUGGCAUCAGCGGCUUUUACAUUGAUCAACUUGACAUUGUCUCGAUGGCUGACUUGACCAUGACACCAGAUGAAAUUGAAAUGGAAAUGGUGCGAAUCCAGCGUCUUCGGGAGGUGUUGGUCAGGAGGGAAUCAGAACUCCGAUUUAUGAUGGAUGACAUUCAGCUCUGUAAAGAUAUAAUGGAUCUGAAGCAGGAACUCCAGCAAUUGGUCUCAAUUCCAGAGAAGGAAAAAUGCACAGAAGACAAGCAAAAAGAGGAUGUACUUAUCCACAAAAUCCAGAAAUUAGUGCAAAAAAGGGACUUUCUGGUGGAGGAUGCAGAAGUGGAGAGAUUAAGGGAAAGAGAAGAGGACAAAGAAAUGGAAGAGUUUCUCCAAUCAAAGUUACGGCCACUGAAAAAUCUACCUAAGGUACCUUCAGAGUCUCCAACAGGGAAGCCUGUGGUUCCUGAACCCCCAGCAAUCAAACCGUCAAUUACCAAAGUGGGAAUGGCACUAAUAAGAGAUUGCUGUGGAACUACACAGUGCAGCGUAAUGUAGUUUUCACCCAAGUUUGACUCUUGUCUCUAAGGAGUGUUUGUGAAAGCGAACAGCACCCACGGUGAAUGAAAAUCACUGGAAUGGUAACAAUGCUCAAACAGACUAUGGCCUACCAUACUCAGAGUCACGAUAAAACACAGCUUCUGUUGAAUUGAGUCCGUCCUUCAUGCAUGGAUCACAAACUCCAAAAAAUGCAUCCCGUUUCCACUCGUACGAAUGGAGAAUUUUAUACCUGGCACGUGUGGUAACGCAGUAGCUUUAGGAAAUUGUUCCAGAGAAAAUGGUAGAACACAGCAUACCACUUUCAAAAUGUCCUACUUAUACUUGUAAGGAUUGGAGAGGGUUUUUCAUGGAAAAGCUCUCCCAGAGUUAACUGUUCUGACACUCCAACAUCUGCAGGGCAUUUCAACUGGGAUUUCACAAACAGUUACAGCAUUUUCCUGUUCAAGAGAACAGGCAGGUAACAAACUUCACAAAUUUAAACUCAACGAUUUAGCAGGAAUUUCUGUCCUGUAGAUAAAUUGCACAGACUUAAAAUAUUGAAAUUAAUAUAUGUUCAUUCUGCAUUUAAAGUACGUUCGAAUUCUGUGUUGCAAACAAGUGUUCCCUUAUUGACAAAUACAACACAGUUACUAAGGUAGUAUCAAAGUAAACCAAGGUUUGUCAGUAAUCGUGUGGAAUAGAGAUGUUGGUAGAAUCUAGUAAGUUAUUUCAGAGAUUAUUGGCACCUCAGUAAAGUUCAAGAGGAUGAAAUUCAACUUUGGAAAGAUUGCAACAUUGUCACUGGUGAAUCAGCUGCCCAUUUUACACCCAGCCAAAGAUGAAUUUCAGCCCAGUCCUCCAAAGCACAUAUAAAUAUUUUUAGUGUUCAUAUUCAUUAACUUUGUUUCUCAUUCAUGAUGUGUGUAUAUACUGUUCCAUAGCUUUUUCCUGCCUGUUAGAUGCUACUUUCUGCAUUGAGCGACUCUCAAUAUCAAAUGGAAACUAACCCAGUGACACAAAUUGUCAGAAUGUGGUAUAAACUUAAUGAGAACUGAUGAAUACAGGGUUAGUUAAUGCUGAAAUGAAUCCUUGUAGGAGUUAAAAGCAUAGAUGUAUGCAUCCACAGAAUACGAAACGGAAAGUAAACCUUUGUCUUUAUUUAAGAUCCUGUUUACUGACCUAAUACUUUGGCCUCAUUUAAUGUUGAAUCUUAACCAUUUGGCAGCUCUAUUUUAAUUAAAUGUGUAAUUAUUGAAAUAUUGCAAAUUAAACAAUUGUGUGUUUAGGUCUUCAACACAAUAAAGUCAUUGCUUCAGAA
Rhincodon typus (whale shark) is the source of this 2303-nucleotide messenger RNA. Its product is annotated as MPV17 mitochondrial membrane protein like. The transcript is spliced from 6 exons. Lineage: Eukaryota; Metazoa; Chordata; Chondrichthyes; Orectolobiformes; Rhincodontidae. Gene Ontology annotation, cellular component: microtubule cytoskeleton. The record is from RefSeq and is a predicted model, not a curated record. Bases 185 to 1003 code for a protein of 272 amino acids. Gene Ontology annotation, biological process: negative regulation of microtubule depolymerization.